Cornus florida is the source of this 1355-nucleotide messenger RNA. Its product is annotated as zinc transporter 11. Gene Ontology annotation, biological process: zinc ion transmembrane transport. The record is from RefSeq and is a predicted model, not a curated record. Gene Ontology annotation, cellular component: membrane. Bases 129 to 1169 code for a protein of 346 amino acids. Gene Ontology annotation, molecular function: zinc ion transmembrane transporter activity. Lineage: Eukaryota; Viridiplantae; Streptophyta; Magnoliopsida; Cornales; Cornaceae. The transcript is spliced from 3 exons.
GUUGUCUUUCAGUACCCUCUCUCUCUCUAGUACAACAAUUCAAACAUUGCCAAAAUCAUUCAAUACUUAAUCCUAUUUAAAACCAUACAAAUUCCUUCAAAUGGCUCACCCCUCCCUCUUUAAUUCCAAUGGCUCGAUCUCUUCUUUUCCUCUCUCUUUUCCUCAUUCUCCUCAUCUCCGCCUCCGCCCACGGCGGCCACGCCGACGACGAAGACGCCGACUCGUCUUUGUCUUCCGAUAAGCCGAACCUGCGAUCGAGACCGUUAAUUCUGGUGAAGUUAUGGUGUUUGAUUCUAGUAUUUGUCGGAACCUUCAUCGGAGGUAUAUCACCCUACUUCAUGAAAUGGAACGAGGGGUUUCUGGUGGUCGGGACGCAAUUUGCCGGCGGAGUGUUCUUGGGCACGGCUUUGAUGCAUUUCCUGAGCGAUUCGAACGAAACGUUUGCGGAUUUGACCAGUAAACAGUAUCCAUUUGCUUUCAUGUUGGCGUGUGCUGGCUAUUUGCUCACUAUGCUCGCCGAUUCUGCCAUUUCUUAUGUUUAUGGAAAACAGGGGACUGAAUCUAAUGGCGAUGUCGAGCUUCAAGGAGGUGUUCAGAAUGGUAAAAGCAAUCCCGAUGAGAGGACUUCACAAUCACAGUUGCAGUUCCAUGAAAACACAGAUGGUCAUCUUCAAAAAGUCCCGCUUGCAACUGCUAGUUCACUUGGAGAUAGCAUCCUGUUGAUUGUUGCCUUGUGUUUCCACUCUGUUUUUGAGGGCAUUGCGAUUGGAGUCGCAGAGACAAAAGCCGAUGCUUGGAAAGCUCUCUGGACAGUCUGUCUGCACAAGAUAUUUGCAGCCAUUGCAAUGGGAAUAGCUCUCCUCAGGAUGAUUCCAGACCGUCCCCUCUUAUCAUGUGCAGCCUAUUCCUUUGCAUUUGCCAUUUCAAGUCCAAUCGGUGUGGCCAUUGGAAUCAUAAUAGACUCCACAACUCAGGGUGCUGUGGCAGACUGGAUUUACGCCAUAUCAAUGGGUCUAGCUUGUGGUGUGUUCAUCUAUGUGUCCAUAAACCAUCUGCUAUCUAAGGGUUACACACCCCAGAAGUUGUCGUUGGUCGAUGCUCCACAUUACAAGUUUUUGGCUGUUUCGUUGGGCAUUGGAGUGAUUGCGGUGGUGAUGAUCUGGGACUGAGAGCUCAUGCGGAAUUGUUUGCCUGUUUAAUUCUUAGACCAAUUCUUCUCACACGAGCAGACAUUGGUUCUUAAUUACAGAAACACAGAUUGAUUAGCUCAAUAUACAAGACAGAGCACUGUAAUUUUUGAUGGUUGUAAUUUUAUCAAUUAUAUAGCAUAGACGAUUAAUAUGUGUUUUGAGUGA